AUGAAUAAUUUGCAUCAGGAAACUAAAUUGAUAAACAAAAAUUUAGAUCUUAUGCAUAUAUCGAAAGUUUCAAGUGAGGAUAGUUCUACUCCCAUAGGGACUAGUGAUGAUAGUAUUUCUUCAUCUUCUUCUUCAAAAGCUAACGACUUCACAAAAUAUAAGGACACCAACGAAACAGCUUCUGAAUUUUCUGCUGAUAUCAAACCUUUGCAAUUCACCAUGAAAAGAUCACCAAUUAAUAACACUUUUGAACGUAAUGCAGCUAUAGAAUCCCAAAGAUUAAAACAACACUCAAAUACUGCACCAUCUCUUACCAGCUUUCCAAUUUCUUCCAUCAAUAACAGUAGCGACAACUCAACGAGGCCGAGCUACAUGACUGAUGAUGCAACAAAAAUAUCUUCAAGCUCCACUGGGACAUUAUCAAGUGCUUCUAGAUCAAGAGCUAAGACAACAACAGCAAGUAACAAUAUACAUGGACGAACUGGUACUAGCAAACCUAAUAAUAUAUCAAAUCCAUUAUGUUGUGCUAAUUAUUCAUUUAAUGCCAUUGAUCAAGAUCAAUUUGAAAAAUACCUAAAAGAACCUCAUUAUAUCAAACUAUUGAAUAAAAGAAAAAGUUUUAAAAUAUUCAGGAGAUUAUUCCUAGCCCAAGAAUUGAAAGCAUUCGACGAUGAGAACAGAAUUACUGGAUUUCCUGCUAAUUCACAUGCUGAUUCUAGUAAAGUAAUAAACAAUAUACCGUUACAUUCUCCUCCUAUAACACCAACUUCAUCAUCAACAAAUUUAACUCAACCAUCAGAUAGGGCUAUUUGGAUAACAAAAUUUAGCCUGGAUGGAAAGUUUAUGGUUACCACAGGUAAAAGUGGUAUCAUACGAAUCUGGAAAGUAUUGAAUUCACCGGUAGAGAGAUGGGAGUUAAAUUCAAGUAUUGAUUCAAAUAAUUCCGCAAGAGUCAAAGCUUUGCGUCUAAGAAACAAUUUAAAUCCAUCACCUUCCUUAUCACCAAAUCAUUCUGGCCCAAUGGGGGGCAAUAAUAAUAGUUCAUCAACUAAAUACAAUGGAACCACCAUGGAUCCAUCUCUAGAUAACUUAACCCACUCACUAAAUGAUAGUAUCACAAAGAAUAAUGGAACAAUGAAUUUAUAUGCACCAGUAUUCAAUCCUAUCUGUUACAAAAUGUUUAAAGAACACAAAUCAGAUGUUCUUGAUUUGGAUUGGUCCAAGAACAACUUCUUAGUAACUGCAUCAAUGGAUAAAACAGUAAAACUGUGGCAUAUUGAUAGAGCAACUUCAUUGAGGACAUUUAGGCAUCAAGAUUUUGUUACAUGUGUAGCAUUCCAUCCAAUAGAUGAUAGGUUUAUCAUCAGUGGGUGUUUAGAUCAUAAAUGUAGGCUCUGGUCAAUAUUAGAUAACGAAGUUAGUUUUGAAUUUGAUUGUCAUGAUUUAAUUACUUCUUUAACACUAUCACCUGAAGAUGGGAAAUACACUAUUGUGGGCACUUUUAAUGGUUAUAUACAUAUAUUAUUAACAAAAGGAUUACAACAUGUUUCAUCCUUCCAUGUUACUGAUAAAACUACACAAGUUGAAAAUUUGAAAAACACUCCAAUUAGUAUAUAUAAGAAUCAUAAGAUCCAGCAUGGACCAAAAAUUACAGGAUUGGAAUCUUUUAGGGCGAAAAUAGACAACUCUUUAAGAUUAAUUGUUACAACUAAUGAUUCCAAGAUAAGAAUAUUUGAUGUUAAAAGUAGAAAAAUGAUGGAGCUAUUAAAGGGAUUCCAUAGCGGUUCGUCACAGCACAGAGCACAACUGGCACUCCAUCAUAAUCAACCAGUCGUUAUGAGUAGUAGUGAUGAUCAUUGGGCGUAUGGUUGGAAACUUAAAUCAUCUUCUGUCACAGUAAAUGAAAGCGGACGUUUUUCUUCAAAUGCAUUGUCACCACAACUUUCUCAUAAUAAUACCAAUGGAACUGCACCUGCGCGAGGUACAAUAAUUAGAUCAGCCAGUCUAAAGAAUUUGUUCUCUAGACCAUUAACGAAAACAUUAAGUCAAAACAGUAAUGAUGAUAAGCAAUCAAUACCAGCACCAUCUUCACAUAAUCAUUUGACGUUAACUUCCUUUUUAUCGCACUACGGACAUCAUGAAAAGUUAAUAAAGAAUAGUGAGUGUAUUUCAUUCCAUGCAAGCCAUGCCCCUGUUACAUCGUUUACCUCAGCACCCUCUGGAACUGCCAAGACAUUAUCGUUAUCGAAUGAUUUCAUCUGUGAACUAUCAACUGAAUUCUAUGAAGAUACAAAUGAUUAUGAAUUUGAUGAUGAUUAUAUUACUCAUAAACGAUCAGGUAAUAAAAAUAAUAACUCAAAUAUUAUAAAUGUAGUAAAGGCUAUUGGUCCAAUAAUGGUAACGACUGAUAACGCGGGUACGAUUCGUGUCUUUAGAACAGAUAUCUCCAAUAAGAUCAGAAGAAGAGUACUGAAAAAAUUACAAGAAGACAAACUACAACAAAGUUUACAACUAUCCCUACAAAAAAAUCAUUCCGUGAAAUCUAUGAUGAGAUUACCAUUGACAUCAUCUUCAGUUAAUACUCCUCAUAGUAACCUGCGUCCAUCUCCACUAAGUGAUGCUUCAGCUCUUCAUACUGGAACGAACAAGAAAGGUAAACGUUCAUGCCCCGUAAUUAGGUCGAAGUCUAGUGCCACCAUUAGUGCCAUGGCUUUGACUUCAACCAGAGGUGGAAGUCUUUCUAGGCGUGCUUUGACUAAUCAAGCACCAUUUAAGAGGAACUCGUCCUAUAACAAUGUAACCUCUGAUUCAAACAAUGAUAGUAACAACAGCACAUAUCCAGGCCAUCCUGAAACAUCCCCCAGUAACUUGGAACUGAAAUGUGAUAUUUGUCAUGGUAGCAACUUUGAAAUUCUUUCAGAAAGGUCAGAGAACACAUAUUAUUGUACCGAUUGUGGUACUGUUUUGAACAACUUCAGAUAA
Messenger RNA from Naumovozyma dairenensis CBS 421, 2982 nucleotides. It is a transcript of the gene LAF1, whose product is annotated as Laf1p. Gene Ontology annotation, molecular function: protein binding. The coding region runs from base 1 to 2982 and encodes 993 amino acids. The record is from RefSeq and is a predicted model, not a curated record. NCBI's taxonomy places the organism in Eukaryota, Fungi, Ascomycota, Saccharomycetes, Saccharomycetales, Saccharomycetaceae. The transcript has a single exon.